AUGAAUUGUCUCUCGGUAAACCUCAGGGGGGUACGGGAUUCCCGUAAAGUAGAUUGGGUCAGAGGGAUUCUAACCUCUUACGGAGUUCACUUUCUGGCGAUUCAGGAAACAAAGUUGGGUCCUUCAGUGAAUUUCAGGUUCAAUGGAUUUUGGGGUCGGUCAGCAUAUAAUCUGGAAUCGGUGGAUGCAGAAGGCAGAUCGGGGGGGCUCGCGUGUCUUUGGAACCCGGGUAUGUUUGUUUGUGAUAAUGUUAUUAAGGAUCGCCAAUUCCUUGUCCUGUCUGGGUCACUGGUUCAAUUAGGGGUCCGAAUCAAUAUGGUGAACAUCUAUGCUUCUAAUGAUGCAUCAGUUAGAAGGAAUUUAUGGGAUAGGCUGAUAGUUAUUAAGAAUUCGAUCCAAGGGUUGUGGGUAUUUAUGGGCGAUUUCAAUGAUGUUAGGGAUGAAUCGGAAAGAUUUAACUCGGAGUUCGUCGCCUCAAAUGCGGAGUCCUUCAACCAGUUUAUUCUAUCCGCGGGUCUAGUUGAGUACCAAAUGGGUGGGGGAAAAUUUACUUAUAUUUCUGAUCGCGGAGAUAAAUUAAGUAAAUUGGAUCGCUAUCUUGUUUGUCUCGGUUUUAUGGAAAGAUGGCCGACGGCAUCGGUGUUGGCACUUAACCGAGAUAUAUCGGAUCACAGACCUAUAUUGCUAUCCACUAUCCCUUCUGAUUUUGGGCAUAUUCCAUUCCGGUGCUUUAAUUCUUGGUUGGAGAUACCCGGCUUCAUGGAUGCAGUGAAACAAUGGUGCCAAGAGUUCUCGUUCAAUGGUCCAGCAGACCUGGCUCUCGCUGUCAAACUUAGGUGGCUGAAAAAUAAAAUAAAAGCCUGGCUAAAGGUGGAGCGGGGCAGGUCAGAAGGUGCUUAUUUAAAAAAUAAAGAUCGCGUUUGUGUUCUGGAAAAGUUGGCUGAAAAUCGGGUUCUUGAUGAUGCGGAGCUUGCUGAAAGAGCUGAGUGUAUUAAUAAUAUAAUGGAAGUAGAUAAAAGGAAAUUAUCGGAUAAUAGGUAA
Helianthus annuus (common sunflower) is the source of this 1041-nucleotide messenger RNA. RefSeq lists its product as uncharacterized. The record is from RefSeq and is a predicted model, not a curated record. The coding region runs from base 1 to 1041 and encodes 346 amino acids. The transcript has a single exon. Lineage: Eukaryota; Viridiplantae; Streptophyta; Magnoliopsida; Asterales; Asteraceae. Gene Ontology annotation, molecular function: catalytic activity.